GGUCCCUGCGUGGGUCUUGGAGUCUGCUGCUGCUGUGCUGCCUUGCGGCCUCGUUACAAGCGCCUGGUGGAUAAUAUAUUCCCCGAGGAUCCCAAAGAUGGCCUCGUCAAAGCAGACAUGGAGAAGCUGACCUUCUACGCUGUCUCUGCCCCAGAGAAGCUGGACCGAAUUGGGGCUUAUCUGGCCGAGAAGCUGAGCCGGGACGUCAUCAGGCACCGCUACGGGUACGUGUUCAUUGCCAUGGAAGCCCUGGACCAGCUCCUAAUGGCCUGCCAUUCUCAAAGCAUCAAGCCAUUUGUUGAGAGUUUUCUGCACAUGGUAGCCAAGCUGCUGGAGUCUGGAGAGCCUAGACUGCAAGUCUUGGGGACCAAUUCGUUUGUCAAAUUUGCAAACAUCGAGGAAGACACCCCUUCCUACCACCGCCGCUACGACUUCUUUGUGUCCCGCUUCAGUGCCAUGUGCCACUCCUGCCACGAUGACCAAGAAAUACAGAACGAGAUCCGGAUCGCUGGAAUCCGGGGCAUCCAGGGGGUGGUUCGCAAAACUGUGAACGACGAGCUCAGAGCUACCAUCUGGGAGCCUCAGCACAUGGACAAGAUUGUCCCCUCGCUGCUGUAUAACAUGCAGAAGACCGAAGAUGCCGACAGCCGGAUCGGGCCGCCCUCCUCUCCAACAGGGGGCGAUAAAGAGGAGAACCCGGCCGUGCUGGCGGAGAACUGCUUCAGGGAACUGUUGGCCCGGGCGACCUAUGGGAACAUGAAUAAUGCUGUCAAGCCGGUCUUUGCGCAUUUAGAUCAUCACAAGCUGUGGGACCCCAAUGAAUUUGCUGUCCAUUGCUUCAAAAUAAUUAUGUACUCCAUACAGGCACAGUAUUCUCAUCACGUGAUCCAAGAGAUCCUGGGGCACCUCGAUUUCCGCAAGCGAGACUCCCCCCGUGUCCGAGCCGGCAUCAUCCAGGUACUUCUGGAGGCGAUCGCCAUCGCUGCUAAAGGAUCCAUCGGCCCGACCGUCCUGGAGGUCUUCAACACUCUACUGAAACACUUGAGCCUGAGCGUGGAUUUUGAACUGGGCACCAAGUCUGGUUCAACUGGCAACAUCGACACCCGCUCCAAGGAGUGUGAGGAAAAGAUAGUCCAGAAUGCCAUCAUUCAGACCAUUGGAUUCUUUGGAAGUAACCUGCCUGAUUACCAGCGGUCGGAGAUCAUGAUGUUUAUAAUGGGGAAGGUCCCUGUGUUUGGGAUGACGGCUCAUAGCUCAGAGAACGGCCAACUUGGGGACUUGGGAACCAGGAGGAUCCAGAUCAUGUUGCUGCGCUCUUUGCUGAUGGUCACCUCUGGCUACAACGCCAAGAGCAUCGCCACGGUCCUUUCAGCCCCCUUCCUCGAUCCUCUGCUGUCCUCUUCGCUCAUGGAAGAUUGCGAGCUGCGGCAGCUGGUCCUGGAAGUGCUGCACAACCUUAUCGAUCGGCACGACAACCGAGCAAAGCUUAGAGGCAUCAGAAUAAUACCAGACGUUUCGGAUCUGAAGAUAAAGCGAGAUAAAAUUUCACGGCAAGACGUGAGCUUCAUGAAGAAGCACUGCCAGCAGCUGUACAGACACAUCUACUUGGGCUGCAAAGAAGACGACAGUGUGCACAAGAACUUUGAGCUGCUCUACACGACUCUUGCUCUGAUCACCAUCGAGCUGGCCAACGAGGAGGUGGUGACGGAUCUCAUCCGCCUGGCCAUUGCCUUACAGGAUGUAGCCAUUCUCAAUGAGGACAACUUGUCCAUGUUCAGCCGUUGUGGCAUCAUGGCGCUGGUCGCUGCGUACCUCAACUUCCUGAGCCAGAUGAUCGCUGUGCCCGCUUUCUGCCAACACGUCAGCAAGGUCAUCGAAACCAGAACGGUGGAAAGUCCGUACUUCUUGCCAGAAACCAUAUUCCGGGACAAGUGCAGCCUUCCGAAAACCUUUGACAGGGACGACAAGAGCCUGUUCUUCCUGAUGAACAAGAUCGCCGAGUCCUUGGGCGGCAGCGGCUACAGUGCGGAGAGGCUGUCUGUGCCGUACGUCCCUCAGGUGACGGAUGAAGACAGGCUGUCACGGAGGAAGAGCGUUGUGGACACCGUCUCCAUCCAGGUGGACAUUCUGGCGGGCAAUGGAACGGAGGACAAGGUCAACAACACAGAGGAAAUCACCUUUGAAGCACUGAAGAAGGCAAUAGACAACACUGGUCUCGAAGAGCAAGAGAAGGAGAAGAGGCGCCUUGUGAUUGAAAAGUUCCAGAAAGCUCCCUUUGAGGAAAUCGCGGCCCAGUGUGAAAGCAAGGCUACUCUUCUUCAUGACCGGCUGGCCCAGAUACUGGAGCUCACAAUUCGCCCCCCUCCCAGCCCCUCCGGGACGCUCACUAUCACCGCCGGACACACCCACUACCAAUCUGUUCCCGUCUAUGAGAUGAAGUUUCCGGAUCUUUGUGUGUAUUAAGCGUUUUCUCGCCUCUUCCGGGCCUCCUUUGGCAUUACUGUGCAAAGCCCGAAAGGGGCGUCGGUCUCUCUCACAGUCCCUUUGCUUAAAUUUGAAUAGAGCUGUUGGGAAUAGCCUUGGAUGUAGCGCAGCAGGGCUGGGAUCGUGCCCGAACGGUAGAGGUUUCCGGCCCGACUCUUGAGAUUUAUCAUCCGUUGAUUUGGCAACUACUUUUCUUUUCUCCCUGUUUUGCCAAAAUGCUUUCUUUUAGAGGUAGGAGAGUUUUUAGAUCAGAAGCCAGGGCCCCCAGGGGGUUUGCUCCGCUGAAAUGCUGCAGUGUUAGGGAGCCAAUGGUUAGCUGGCUGGCUUUCCCCUCCACUGGUUUGCGGCCUUAAGCUGUGCUGGGUGCGAAUCUGGCUACCACUGACCCCAAGAUACUAAAAGUCAAAGCAAGGAGCCAAGAGUUUGGCCUGAACUUGCUCUUUAGACGCUCCUUGCAUCUCCUGCUUUGGCUAAGAAAUGCCUGUCGUGAAGCACCAAACUUGGCAAUCUUUUUGAAUGUCUGGAAGCAUCUGGUUCACCCCGCCCCCCUCCCCCCCAUGCUUUUUGGAAGAGAAAUUGUAUUUUUGCUGCGCUUUUAGGAGAUGGAAAUCCAUAGAUAUAUAUUUAGUAUAGCGAGAGAGAAUUGCGUUUUGAAACUGAAAAUAGUUUUGUAUUAAUCCUCCGUGCGAGUGGACGAGAGAAGCCGGUUAUUCUACAACAAGAGUCCUCUGUAGUACAGUGGCAUAUAAUUUCUAUCGCUUGUGCUUCCUCUCUCCCUCCCCCUCCUGACAAGGGGUUGCAUUUUUUAAAAAAAAUGCAUUUGCUUCCAUCUGCUUUAAUUUCGUUGCCGCAUUUUUCCUCUGUGGCAAAAUGGACCCCGCCCCUCCACAGCAGAUCUUUUUCAAGGAAUUACCUGCAGAAAGAAAAAAAGCAGCCUUCUGUUUCGUUUACGGUCGUGCAAGACUCCAGUUCUUGGCCGUGUUGGUUUGCCUCUCACCCAAGGAUGACAUUUUGUCAGGGAAGUUGGAGAAACAUGGCAACAGCCGGCGGGCUAAAGCUGUAGAGUCCAGACUGCCCUUAGUUUUCCCUUCUGCAGAGGGAACCCUCCUUUCCCCGAAGUCCCCCCUCCCUGCCCUGCUGGCUGCCUUUCUUCAGGGUGGAGUAGGAAGAGGCAGGAAAACCCCCGUGAAUGCAUGGGCCUCUUCUCACACCGCUCCGGAGCCUCCCCAGCAUCUUCACUGGCGGGACAGGGAGGAUCCGCUUGCUUUCUGGGCGCUUGUUCAGUUUUGCAAAUGUAUUUCUGUCCUCUCUCCAAGUCAGAGUUUGACCGCUAAAGGGGUUGGAAUGGGCAAGGGAGAGAGAUGGGCUGACCUUAUCGCUAUACGAAACUCUUGAAAGUGGCUGUGUUUGGAAAAGAAAGACGGGCCCGAGAGAGGCCUCGGCCUUCUGCCAAGGCCCUUGAGUUUUGUCCUCUGUGAAACAAGCCACCCUCUGCUGCUCUCUGGUGGAGUGCUUUCCACGCUCAGGCCGGUAACCCAGCCUUCUUUUCAGUUUGACAGCGCAAUCACAGCGGCUCCCAGUGGAUGACGAAACAGCCUCUUUCGCACCGUGUCCUUCCCUGUGAUUGCUGCUGCUCCGCAAUCCCACCCUGCUCAGAUUGGAGGCAGCGCCUCUCCCCCCCUCCCUCCUGCACCCUUUCGGGCUUCUGCUUUUUGGUUUGGGGCAGGUAAGAUGUCUUCGCAGCUGACCGAUCUGUCAUCCCAAGUGGCUUUUUCUUUAAAAGACCAAAGUGAACCUGAGCUUGCUGUACAUACCAAGGCAGCCGUCCCACGUUGCUUUUUUGUUCUUUUGAAGUCUGACUGCUUUUGUACAAAGACCUGAAGCAAAAAAACAAAACAAAACCAGAAAGCACUUUGCUUUGCCCUUGUGCUACCCGUGGACAGUGCCGUUGUUGCAAACACCCAGUCGUCUCCCUCGCUCAGCUGUGCAUGCAAGAGAUGCUUCCCAUCAACCUCCCGUUCGCUUUGGAGCCUCCUGUGUUGUUACCAGUAGUGACAUUCCUCUUAGUCAUUGUAUAAAUUGGGUAGGGGGUGCUAUACGGGGGAGGGGGGGGCUGGGCCAGCUGGAAACACCAUAGGGCUGCCACGCAGGGUUCAAAAGACUCCGUUGUGCAUCGUGUGGUCAUGGGAAAGGGGUAAGCAGAAGCAGGCUUGGCGGUGAAGACAACCAUGUUGCCGACUUCAAAAUGGGUGUCUGGAAUGAGACUGUGACAGUGUGCUUGUGUGGACGUGUGUUGGAGUCAAGGGGCAUACGGUUGGCCUGUUGCCUGUGCCGGCAGUCGUGAUGCCGUUUUGAAUGUUUUGUCCCUCGCUGGUCCUUGUUUGUAUUCCAGCCCGGUCGUUGGGCAUUUCAACUGCAGUUGGGCCGAUCGGUUUGAAAGAAUGUAUAACUUUUCGAAAGCAGCUGUAUUUUAAAGCCUAACGUGGAGGAAAGUCAGAAAACGACUUAAGAUGUCUAUUUUACUGAUGCUUAGAUAUCUAUAUUCUGCACUCUCUGUAAUGAGCCAUUUGACUACAUGUAAAAACACUGUGCAAUCCACGUGUAAGCAAUAAAAUAAACCAAACAGUGUA
This is a messenger RNA of Heteronotia binoei (common prickly gecko), 5114 nucleotides long. RefSeq names its product protein EFR3 homolog A. The record is from RefSeq and is a predicted model, not a curated record. Gene Ontology annotation, biological process: protein localization to plasma membrane. Gene Ontology annotation, cellular component: plasma membrane. Lineage: Eukaryota; Metazoa; Chordata; Lepidosauria; Squamata; Gekkonidae. The transcript is spliced from 23 exons. Bases 118 to 2463 code for a protein of 781 amino acids.